This is a messenger RNA of Magnolia sinica, 4192 nucleotides long. RefSeq lists its product as uncharacterized. Lineage: Eukaryota; Viridiplantae; Streptophyta; Magnoliopsida; Magnoliales; Magnoliaceae. The transcript has 23 exons. The record is from RefSeq and is a predicted model, not a curated record. The coding region runs from base 292 to 3936 and encodes 1214 amino acids.
AAAAGCAGAGGGAAUUCCAGACGUGGAAAGGCCAGCGCUUUGAGUGCAUACAUCAGUAGUAGCAGCAGCAGUAGAGAUUUUCUACAAUUUCUAUAAUUUCCUUUUUCAAGUCAUCAAAUCUCUCCCGAUUCUGUCUUGUUAUCUGUUUUUCCUCGAUUUUUCGUUUAUUUUCCCGCAUUUUUCUGUGUAGAUUACGCUGCUGUUUGAGAAGAAAUCCAGUUGCGCCCAUCUACCUUCCUUUUUAAGUAGUACCUUUGGAGAAGUUAGAAACCCUAACCUUGAAUAGAGAAAAUGUUCUCGCAAGGCCUCAAUCCAAACACCGUUCGAUGGGCUCGAGAGGGCCCCCAAAUCAAUCCCAUAAGGAAUGGAGUUCGUAACUUCGGACUUCCUCCCCCAGCAAAAUUCAGAAGCGGGCAUUUGCCGCUCAGGUCAAUUCCCGUCUCCUGCCCAGAUGAUGAUGGUGCUUCUGGGUCUGACAUGGAAUUGACGGACUCUGAGGAAGAGAUUUGUGGUGGGAGGCACCCCCUCAAUUCACUGCCACGGGAGGGAGUGUCGAGUCGGGUCCCCAGCAGGAUGGCUAAUGGGCAGCUGCACUACACGAGCGACUGCAUUGAUUCGGAUUUCAGCACGUCAGGGGACGCAGUUCAGCAGCAUCGGGUUCGUAUGACUGAGAGAAUGGGAGCAGGAUGUUGUAGGGACCCAGUAGAGGUGACUGGCUACACUGAAGAUGAAAUGUCAGAUUCUGCAAGGAGUUCUGGAUUUACUAAACGCAUGGAAAGCAACAAUGGAGGGUACUCUGCGAAGGGGCACCCUACGAGUGUUCUGUUGCAGCCAGAGAGAAAAUUUGCCACUGAAAAGGAUAAAAGAGGCUUUCUGAAUAAUAAGUUUCAUGAAGUUGAUGUCCCUAGUGCACCUCUGUUUUGUGGCUCUAGUGAGGAAAUUAACCAAGCUGUUGAGGAAAUUCCAUUCUUUAAUCCACGCGCAGCUGAUUCAAAUGGUUCCUCCAUCAAAAAGGCUCCAAGUGAAUCCAAACGCAUGCACUCUGGGGUUGGUGCCCAGUAUAAUAUAGGAAAUGGGCUACCUGAACCAUGUAUUAGGACUAAUUCUCUUGGUGUGGAAGCUGCUGUAUCUUUAGGCUCUUUGCCACUUCAUGUUCCUACUUUCCGUGCAAGUAGACAAGGGCCUUGGCAUGCUGUGCUUGCAUACGAUGCAUGUGUUCGUCUUUGUCUUCAUUCUUGGUCCAAACAGUGCACAGAAGCUCCCAUUUUUCUGCAAAAUGAGUGUGCACUUUUGCGAGAUGCUUUUGGUUUGCAGCGGAUCUUGUUACAAUCAGAAGAAGAACUACUGACAAAACAAUCUUUAGAGCUCGUCAGUGAAGGAGCGGUACCAAAACCCAAGAAAACCAUUGGUAAAAUGAAAGUGCAAGUACGGAAAGUGAAAAUGUCUCCAGACAUGCCUUCAGUUUGCAGUUUUUCAUCUUUGAAACCACCAAUGAUAAGGUUGAAAUCUCUUCAGUACCGUAUGUCCAAUUUGCAGUCAACUCUUUCCUCUGGAUGGGAAGCAAUUCAGAAAGUUAGUGUUAAGCCUCAUGUACCUGCCAACAGUUCUUUUUCCCAGCAUAGCCUAGCAUAUAUGCAUGCUAGUACACGGUAUAUUAAGCAGGUCUCUGGGCUUUUGAAAAUUGGAGCAACUAGUCUGCAAAACACUUCAUCAUAUGAACCAGUUCAAGAAACAUACUAUUGUCUGUUGAGAUUGAAAAGUUCAACUGAAGAGGAUAAAGUUAGAAUGCAGCCUGGGUCUGGUGAAACACACAUCUUCUUUCCGGAUAGUCUUACAGAUGAUCUAAUCAUUGAAAUUCAUGAUUCCAAGGGAGAGUGUUAUGGUUGUGUCCUUGCGCAGGUGGCUAGCAUUGCAGAAGACCCGAGUGACAAGCUUCGCUGGUGGUUCAUUUACCGUGAGCCAGAGCAUGAACUUGUUGGCAGAUUACAGCUUUACAUUAAUUACACAACUAAUCCAGAUGAAAAUAGCUCUCUUAAGUGUGGCUCUGUUGCAGAAACUGUGGCAUAUGACCUGGCUCUGGAAGCUGCAAUGAAAGUUCAGCGUUUUCAUCAAAGGAAUUUGUUGCUGCAUGGACCAUGGAAGUGGUUACUGACAGAGUUUGCAUCCUACUAUGGGGUUUCAGAUACUUAUACCAAACUAAGAUACCUUUCUUAUGUUAUGGAUGUGGCAACCCCAACAGCGGACUGUCUCGUCUUGGUGCACGAUUUGCUAUCACCUGUAAUUCUGAAGGGCCGCAGCAAGAACACUUUAAGUCAUCAAGAGAACCGCAUCUUAGGAGAAAUUGAGGAACAAAUUGAGCAGAUUAUUGCACUUGUCUUUGAGAACUACAAGUCACUGGAUGAGUCAACACCCUCAGGAAUGAUGGAUAUCUUUAGGCCUGCAACGGGAUCUCCAGCUCCUGCUUUGGUACCUGCCAUAAAGCUGUAUACUCUUCUUCAUGAUAUACUUUCUCCAGAGGCACAAUUGAAACUAUGCGGCUAUUUCCAGGCUGCUGCAAAGAAGAGAUCAAGAAAGCACCUGGCAGAAACUAAUGAGUUUGUUGCCAGCAAUAGUGAAGGCAGAUUGACAGAUCCUGUGACUCUCUCUACUGCUUACCUGAAAAUGAAAGCACUUUGCUUGAAUAUUAGAAAUGAAGUUUGCACGGACAUUGAGAUCCACGAUCAACAUGUGCUACCUAGUUUUAUAGACCUCCCAAAUAUCUCUGCCUCCAUAUACAGUGCAGAGCUUUGCAAUAGAUUACGCGCAUUCCUUGUUGCAUGCCCUCCCACCAGCCCUGUAUCGCCUGUAGCAGAUCUGGUAAUUGCAACUGCAGAUUUUCAAAGGGAUCUCGAUAGCUGGAAUAUUUGUCCUGUCAGAGGAGGCGUUGAUGCAAAGGAGUUGUUCCACUUAUACAUUGUUGUCUGGAUUCAAGAUAAGCGACUUUCAUUGCUUGAGUCAUGCAAAUUAGAUAAGCUGAAAUGGUCAGGGGUUAGAACGCAACAUUCUACUACUCCGUUUGUUGAUGAUAUGUAUGAUCGGCUGAGAGACACAUUGAAUGAGUAUGAGAUCAUCAUCCGUCGGUGGCCGGAAUACACUUUUGUUCUUGAGAACGCUGUUGCAGAUGUUGAGAAGGCAGUGGUGGCUGCUUUGGACAAGCAGUAUGCGGAUGUUUUGGCCCCACUGAAGGAUGCUCUGACACCUAAGAAAUUCGGCCUCAACUAUGUCAAGCAAAUUGCUAAACGCAAUUUUGUGAACCUUUACAUUGUCCCGGAGGAGGUUGGAAUUCUUCUGAACACCAUGAAAAGGUUGAUUGAUGUGCUGCGGCCCAAGAUAGAAACACAGUUGAAGUCAUGGGGUUCUUGCAUACCAGAUGGUAGAAACUUGGCUUCCGGAGAGCAACUUAGUGAAGUAACAGUGAUGCUGAGAGCCAAGUUCAGAAACUACCUACAAGCAGUUGUGGAGAAACUUGUAGAGAAUAGUCGACUACAAAGUACAACAAAACUGAAGAAGAUCAUCCAAGAUUCAAAGGAAACUGUGAUUGAGUCCGACAUUCGAAACAGAAUGCAGCCUUUGAAAGAUCAACUCUCGAAGACAAUCGAUCACCUUCAUAGAGUCUUCGAGACCCAUGUCUUUGUCACGAUAUGCCGAGGCUACUGGGACCGGAUGGGGCAGGAUGUGUUGAGCUUCUUGGAGAGUAGGAAGGAGAAUAGGUCAUGGUAUAAAAGUUUGCGAAUUACAAUGGGCAUUCUGGAUGACACCUUUGCGUCACAGAUGCAACAGCUGCUUGGAAAUGCACUACAAGAGAAGGAUUUGGAGCCACCCAGAUCAAUCAUGGAAGUGCGUUCAAUCGUCUGUAAGGAUGCACCAAAACACAAGGACAUGAAUUACUACUAUUAGUCUUGAUAUGUGUGUACAUAUAUUGGGAGGCAGCUUUUUUUUUUUUCCUGCUGUAAAAGCUCAAGAGCCAAUAUCGAAAUACACUGUGAUUGGAUCAAUGAUCUUGGCAGUGAGAUUGUACAUGUUGAUUCUUUGAUUUGUAAGUAGGGGAGAGAUUCCAGCAUUUUGUAAAGGGACCUGAGAGUAUAGUUAAGGUUUUUAAAAGAAGAUUUGCCCUACCUUGGCAUCUCAUCUUCAAAUUAGUGUCUUCAAGUAA